AGUGAGUGAUCAAAAUGCAGGCAUAUCCUCAAGGCCAACAACCGGUGAUCAACCAACCAGCUGUGACGGUUCAGCCAGCAGCACAGACAGUAAUUCAGGUGACUCAAGUGACUGGCAAUCCCAUGAUGCCUCGCGGGCCACCACGUGAGUGGACUACGGAUAUGUGCGGAUGCUGUGACGAUAUGACCAUUUGUCUGUGUGCGACAUUUGUGCCCUGUUAUCCAUGCAUGCUGGCCGCUGAUAUGGAUGAGUCCUGUUGCGUGCCUAUGUGCAUCCCGUCCGCUCUCAUCUCUAUGCGUGCAGUUGUACGUUCACGCCACAACAUCACUGGCAACCUGAUGAACGAUUGUGUUUGCACGACUUUCUGUGGCUAUUGCGUCACCUGCCAGCUGGGACGCGAAGUGCAGAUGAUCAAGAAUGGACGCGCUAUCCCAUAAACGCAUGUCGUGACGUCACAGUCGCUUGAGGAGGCUACGAAAGAGACGCGAGGAAAAGGGGCGGGGGGAUAGCAUGUUGUAAAAUUUCGAAUUGAUUUAAUGUAAUUCACUUCACGUUCUUUCACUUUUUUAAUGGUUGUGCC
This is a messenger RNA of Lytechinus variegatus (green sea urchin), 580 nucleotides long. RefSeq names its product cornifelin homolog. Bases 15 to 437 code for a protein of 140 amino acids. NCBI's taxonomy places the organism in Eukaryota, Metazoa, Echinodermata, Echinoidea, Temnopleuroida, Toxopneustidae. The transcript has 4 exons. The record is from RefSeq and is a predicted model, not a curated record.